AUGGGAUACUUGAUUAGUGAUGCUCAGAGUUCUUUUGUUAAAGGUAGACUAAUAUCUAGCAACAUUCUUCUAGCUCAUGAACUAGUCAAACACUAUGGUAGGAAGUACACUUCCCCUAAAGCUGUUUUGAAUAUUGAUUUGAGGAAAGCAUUUGAUACCAUUAAUUGGGAUUUUAUAAGAGCUAUGUUGAAAGGACUAGGAUUCCCUGAUAUCAUGACUUCUUGGAUUAUGGAAUGCAUUUCUACUCCUAAAUUUUCUAUAUCCAUAAAUGGAAUACUCCAUGGCUAUUUUCAAGGAGCUAGAGGAUUAAGAUAA
Asparagus officinalis (garden asparagus) is the source of this 315-nucleotide messenger RNA. RefSeq lists its product as uncharacterized. Lineage: Eukaryota; Viridiplantae; Streptophyta; Magnoliopsida; Asparagales; Asparagaceae. The transcript has a single exon. The record is from RefSeq and is a predicted model, not a curated record. Bases 1 to 315 code for a protein of 104 amino acids.